Messenger RNA from Lucilia cuprina (Australian sheep blowfly), 2906 nucleotides. It is a transcript of the gene svp, whose product is annotated as steroid receptor seven-up, isoforms B/C. Gene Ontology annotation, molecular function: zinc ion binding; nuclear receptor activity; RNA polymerase II cis-regulatory region sequence-specific DNA binding. The record is from RefSeq and is a predicted model, not a curated record. Bases 212 to 2578 code for a protein of 788 amino acids. The transcript has 3 exons. Lineage: Eukaryota; Metazoa; Arthropoda; Insecta; Diptera; Calliphoridae. Gene Ontology annotation, biological process: regulation of transcription by RNA polymerase II; cell differentiation; anatomical structure development.
AUCAAAAGAAAAUUUAUAAAAAAAAAAAAUUGGAAUAUAUAAAAAAAUAUAUACAAAUACAACCAAAGUGAAAACCAAAAUAAUUGGAUUUUUAAAUAAAAGAAAUUUUACUAAAAAACAUAUUAAGACCGUUGUCCUUUUAAGGCUACGGCGUUUAUAAAUUACAAAAGUGCAUUCUUCUUAUAAUUCGUGUACACCAACGGCCGCCAAAAUGAUAACACACAACUCUUUAAGUGUCUACGGAGGCGGCGUUAUGUGUGCUUCACCCUCAACAGCACCCGGUUUCUUCAAUCACAGACCCCAGUCGGGAGCUGAACUAUCACCCUUUGAAUUGGGUAUACCCAGAUCUAUGGCGCUAGGAGUACCACCACCCACCGCUUGGCAUGAUCCCAAUUUGGGACAACAUUUACAUGCUUCCGCCGGACCAGGCUCUUUGGCCGGCACACAAAAUACAAAUGCCGGUUCAGUGGGCACCGGCGGUGGUACCACACCCUCCAGUGUGGCCAGCCAUCAAUCGGUGGGCAUUAAACAAGAUUUAUCCGCCUUAAAUGCUUCCAGUGUCAAUCCAAAUAACCUGCAACAAACGGCCAGCCAUCAUACAAUCAAAGAGGAUCUAUCCGCCAUGACCAAUAAUACAUCACAUCAUACGUCUGCGGGUCAGCAUCAAAAUACUCAUGAUAUGAAUUCCAUGCUCAAGGGUUCCCAAUCGAAUUGUAUGGUGGGCAGUGGUAGUAGUAGUGGCAAUAAUAAUACCGGCGGCAAUAGUAAUAAUAACGGUGGCGGUGGUAGUACAACACCCAGUUCACAGGCCAAUAGUUCACAUUCACAAAGUAGUAAUAGCGGUUCACAAAUCGAUCCUAAACAAAAUAUCGAAUGUGUAGUGUGUGGUGAUAAAAGUUCCGGCAAACAUUAUGGUCAAUUUACAUGUGAAGGUUGCAAAUCAUUUUUCAAACGUUCCGUAAGACGUAAUUUAACCUAUUCAUGUCGGGGGAGCAGAAAUUGUCCCAUAGAUCAGCAUCAUCGUAAUCAAUGCCAAUAUUGCCGCCUAAGAAAGUGCCUCAAAAUGGGUAUGAGACGUGAAGCUGUACAACGCGGUCGUGUCCCACCCACUCAACCCGGUUUGACUGGCAUGCAUGGUCAAUAUCAAUUGGCUAAUGGUGAUCCCAUGGGUGUUGCCGGUUUCAAUGGUCACUCUUACCUAAGUUCCUAUAUAUCAUUACUCCUGCGUGCUGAACCCUAUCCCACCUCCCGCUAUGGCCAAUGUAUGCAACCCAAUAAUAUUAUGGGCAUUGAUAACAUCUGUGAGCUGGCGGCUCGUUUACUAUUCUCGGCCGUUGAAUGGGCUAAGAAUAUACCCUUCUUUCCCGAACUUCAAGUUACCGAUCAGGUGGCCCUUUUACGUUUGGUGUGGUCUGAACUGUUUGUGCUAAAUGCCAGUCAGUGUUCCAUGCCUUUGCAUGUGGCACCUCUACUGGCGGCCGCCGGUUUACAUGCCUCACCCAUGGCUGCUGAUCGUGUGGUAGCCUUUAUGGAUCACAUACGCAUCUUCCAGGAACAAGUGGAAAAAUUGAAGGCAUUACAUGUGGACUCAGCUGAGUACUCCUGUCUGAAGGCUAUUGUGCUGUUUACCACCGGUAAGUUGUUGGAUAUCCUGUAUAAGGAUGUACCAGCACUGCUUAGCAAAGUUUCUCAGAAAGUGUUUACACAAAAUGCCGCCAAUGCUAGUCACAAUUCCUCUGAUAGUUCGGAUAGAUCGAAUGAAGGCCAACAAAUGGCAGAUGAAAUCAUGAUGGUGGUCAAGGAGCAUUUAGAUGAAUUAAAUCGUGUCGAAUCGGAGCAGCUGCAACAGCAUAAUUCUGCCGCUGCCAUGCAUUUGGCAACAUUUAUGAAGACUGUAGCUGGUGUUGAGGCUGUUACACAAAAUACAUUUUCGCAUGCCAAAGAAAAUCACAUACCCAAUACCUUAAGCCAGGAAAGUGAGAAACCAAUGAAAACUAAUUCACCUUCUAUUUCGGCUGGUAUUGUGCCCUCGGCCACUAGUGCUUUUAGUUCUUGUGCUCCCUCUCAUAAAACUUCUUCUUCUUCUGCUGCUGUACAGCAACAGCAAACAGCACAACAAGAAGACUUAUUAACUGCUUUGUAUAAUUCGGCCAAUAAUGGCAAUCACACCAACAACAGCAGUGGUUUGGGCAACUCUGUUAACUCUCAAACCCUUAAUCUUAGUAACUCGCCUGUAAAUACCAGCAAUAAUAUGUCUACACCCACCUCGAACACCAUCAUGACUAAUCCUGCUUAUUUGUCACCCUCUCAGCAACAUAGCCAGCAUCAACAACAGCAGCAGCAACAACAACAGCAGGCUGCUGCUGCCGCUGUUGCUACUGCCGCUAUGUUCUAUCAAACUCCGCCACGUUCAGCUUUUGGUUCUGCCUUUGAUAUGUUCCAUCAUAGUACACCAUUCGGAGUAUCUCAUGCUGCGGCAGCCGCUGCUGCAGCUGCCCACUCCUCAACGAGUGGUUCAUUUAGUAGUCCUAGUUAUAGAUAUUCGCCCUAUAGUUUCGGCAGUAGAUGGCAAUUGUAGAAAUCAUAUCGUUUAGAUAUUAUUUCCUACACCUAUACCAAAUAGUUAAAAAUACCAAAAACAAAAAACUUUAGACACUCUAAUUCUCUCAGUGUACUUAAACUAGUUUGUACUUAAACAGUAAUAGAAAACUGUCAAAUAUUUUGUAGAUACUGUAAAUUUAGUUGUACUUAUACCCCUCCCCCUAAAAAAAGUCUUUAGUGUUUUAAACAGUAUUAAGUGUGUAUUUAUAUAUGUAUCCUGUAAAUGCCAAAAAUUACUUAAGAUUUAGUUUAGUUAUUUAUUUAAUUUAUUUAUAUUUAAAUUAGUGCCUAUUUAUUUUAAUUAA